Procambarus clarkii (red swamp crayfish) is the source of this 702-nucleotide messenger RNA. RefSeq names its product golgin subfamily A member 6-like protein 2. The record is from RefSeq and is a predicted model, not a curated record. Lineage: Eukaryota; Metazoa; Arthropoda; Malacostraca; Decapoda; Cambaridae.
AUGGUGAGGCACCUUGAUGGGACAGUUAAGUAUCUUGAAAUGACAGUUAAGCGUCUUGAAGAGACAGUUAAGCAUGUCGAAGGGACAGAUAAGCGUCUGAAACGGACAGAUAAGCGUCUGAAACGGACAGAUAAGCGUCUGAAACGGACAGAUAAGCGUCUGAAAAGGACAGAUAAGCGCCUGAAAAGGACAGAUAAGCGUCUGAAAAGCACAGAUAAGCGCCUGAAAAGGACAGAUAAGCGCCUGAAAAGGACAGAUAAGCGCCUGAAAAGGACAGAUAAGCGUCUGAAAAGGACAGAUAAGCGUCUGAAAAGGACAGAUAAGCGUCUGAAAAGCACAGAUAAGCGCCUGAAAAGGACAGAUAAGCGCCUGAAAAGGACAGAUAAGCGCCUGAAAAGGACAGAUAAGCGUCUGAAAAGGACAGAUAAGCGUCUGAAAAGGACAGAUAAGCGUCUGAAAAGGACAGAUAAGCGUCUGAAAAGGACAGAUAAGCGUCUGAAAAGGACAGAUAAGCGUCUGAAAAGGACAGAUAAGCGUCUGAAACGGACAGAUAAGCGUCUGAAACGGACAGAUAAGCGUCUGAAACGGACAGAUAAGCGUCUGAAAAAGACAGAUAAGCGUCUGAAAAGGCCAGAUAAGCGUCUCAAAGGGAAAACUAAACGUUCGAAGGAGACGAUUAAGCGACUUGCAGGAGACGGUUAA